GUUUGAUGGAUUUUUGUGAGAGGGAUGGACUGCGCUGACCUGGCUGGUAGUUGAUAAGUGGUGUAGCCCGGACCGGAAUUACACUUCCCCCGAUCUCAACUUCCACCGCCUCCCAAUCGGGCAAUAUCGGUCUCGACUCGCUGCCUCGUCCUCGAAUUCACCUAUGCGCCCCCCAGCUCUCUAUAAUAUACCCCUCCUCCACCAAGCCUCUACACCCAUAUAACCAAACGCCCAUCCUACCCUCUAAAGUCCAAGUAAACCACCAAACCGAACCACACGCACCUCACGCCACAGAGAGAGGACAAAGGAAGCGCAACCAUGGCGCAGGCGAAACUCAUCGACAUCUCUGCCCCAGGCGAGAAGCUGAGCGAUGAAGACGCGCGCCCGCUGCGCGAAGAGGUCGCGCGGCUGCUGGGGAGGAGUCAGAAGGGGUUUCCGGGGGCGCAACCGGUUAGCUUCUCGAGAAAGCAUAUUGGGGAGUUGAUGAAGCAAGAUUACUACGUCUGCGAAAAGUCCGACGGCCAACGCUACCUCCUCUACUGCACCGCGGACCCCACCAACGGCUCCGAAGCCCACUUCCUCAUCGACCGCCGCAACGACUACUGGUACAUCCCCAACCUCCACUUCCCUCUCAAAGACGACCCUUCUUUUGCCUCCUUCCACACCAACACUCUCAUCGACGGCGAGCUCGUCCUCGACAACCUCCCCACCGGCCUCCGCGCCACCUACCUCGUUUUCGACUGUCUGACUCUCGACCGCAAACCCCUGAUCAGCCGGACAUUGGAUAAACGACUCGCGUAUUUCAAGGACGGGGUGUUUGCGCCGUAUGAGGAGCUCCUGAGGAGGUUUCCCGAGGAAAAGCCGCAUAUGCCGUUUGAAGUCCAACUAAAAGAUAUGCAGCUCCCCUACGGGUUGGAGAUGAUGUUCCGCGCCGUGCUCCCCGGGCUACCGCAUGGAAACGAUGGGUUAAUCUUCACAUGUCGCGGGGCAGCGUAUCGGUACGGUACUGACCCCGGGAUCCUGAAGUGGAAGCCGGAGAACGAAAACAGUGUAGAUUUCUUGAUGCGUCUCGAUUUCGCGGUCGUCAAAGACGAGUCGGGGAGCUGGACAGACUACGACGCCCUCCCCGUCGUCAAACUCUUCGUCUGGACCGGCGACCGCGGUGAGAAGUGGUACGGCACCCUUCAUCUCGAAGAGGGGGAGUGGGAGGAUUUGAAGGCGAGGGGGGAGCCGCUGCAUGAGCGCGUGGUGGAGUGCUCGAUGGAUGAUAGUGGAAGAUGGAGGUUCAUGCGGUUUAGGGAUGAUAAGGAUAAGGCGAAUCAUAGUAGUACGGUGGAGAGUGUUAUUGAGAGUAUUAGGGAUCGCGUGACAGAGGCGGAGCUGAUUGGCGCGGCGGGGGAGAUUAAGGGAGAGUGGAAGAGGAGACAGGGGUUGAGGGAGGAGGAGGCGAGGAGGGGGAUGGGGAAGGGUGCGUAG
Molecule: messenger RNA, 1476 nt
Organism: Pseudogymnoascus verrucosus
Lineage: Eukaryota; Fungi; Ascomycota; Leotiomycetes; Thelebolales; Thelebolaceae
Gene: CEG1
Product: Dcp1p-Dcp2p decapping enzyme complex alpha subunit
Exons: 2
Coding region: 319-1476 (385 amino acids)
Biological process (GO): 7-methylguanosine mRNA capping
Cellular component (GO): mRNA capping enzyme complex
Molecular function (GO): ATP binding; mRNA guanylyltransferase activity
Source: RefSeq, a predicted model, not a curated record